Rhincodon typus (whale shark) is the source of this 2386-nucleotide messenger RNA. It is a transcript of the gene tmem267, whose product is annotated as transmembrane protein 267. The record is from RefSeq and is a predicted model, not a curated record. The coding region runs from base 635 to 1312 and encodes 225 amino acids. The transcript has 3 exons. Lineage: Eukaryota; Metazoa; Chordata; Chondrichthyes; Orectolobiformes; Rhincodontidae.
GCAAGACGGUUUAUAAUUUUUAAUUUAAUUUUUCUUUAUUUAUUCAUGGGAGAUGGGCGUCGCUGGGUGUUGUCUAUCCUUAGUUUUCCCCUGGAGGUGGUGGUGGUGAUGAACUGCCCCCCUUGAGCUGCUGCAGUCGAUGCGGUGUACGUAGAUCCACAAAGCUGUUCGGGAAUGCAGUUUUAGGAUUUUGACACAGCAACGCUGAAGGAAUGGCGACAUUUCUCCUUGUGUAGGUGGUGAGUGGCUUGGAAGGUGAACUUGCCAAUAAGUGGUGUACCCGUGUAUCUGCUGGUAGCGGUCGUGGGCUUGGAAAGUGCUGUCCGUGGAGCAUUGGUGAAUUUCUGCAGUGUAUCUUGUAGAUGGCACACACUGCCGCUACAGAGCAUUGGUGAUGAAGGGAGUGGAUGUUUGUGAAUGUAAUAAGAGGAUUUGAGUUACACGAGUAACGAUGUCUUGCUGCAGUUAUACAGGGCCUUGGUCCGAGGAAGGACACUCUUACUAUUGACGGAGUCCAGCAAAAGUUCACCAGACUGUUUCCCAGGAUGGCAGGACUGACGUAUGAGAAAAAACUGGAUUGACUGGAAUGAGGAAUGCUGAUGUAACAUACCAUGGAUGAUAUUUGCAUUGUACAAUGUUCACGUCAAAACAGUCCACAAUUACAAUGGCAACGGAGACAGAAAAUGCACGAGCUCUACUUAAAACAUUCAGUACAGCAUCGGUCAUCUCGAGCAUAGGCCUAGGAAUUUUCUGCUUCAUAUCAGAUCAGUGUUUACAAUUUUCUUUAAUACAGAACAAUUACUGGCUUAGGGCUCUUUCAGACAAUGCAGUACAUGGUGUUAUUGGACUGUGGUCUUGGGCCAUUGUGGUUGGAUUGAGAAAGAAGAGUGAUUUUUAUGAAGUGCUUCUUGCUGGAUUUCUGUCUUCUGUCAUUGAUGUUGAUCACUUUGUUGCAGCUGGAUCCAUGUCUCUCAAGGCUGCGUUGCAUCUGCCACAAAGGCCUGCACUGCACUGUUCUACAGUGAUAGCCGUAGUGGCUUUUUCAAUGAAACUAGCUAUGUGGUUAUUUAGACUUAAAGAUUCUUGGUGUUUUCUGCCAUGGAUGGUGACCAUUUCUUGGGUUUCUCAUCACGUCCGCGAUGGUGUCCGACAUGGACUUUGGUUCUGUCCCUUUGGAAAUACAGCCCCUGUGCCAUAUUGGACCUACAUAGCAAUUACAGCUUCAUUCCCUCACCUUUGCUCUGUUCUUAUGUAUGUGACAGGUACUAGAGAAACAAUGUCCAUGUCCCAUGGAAUUGCAAUUGAUGUAUAACUGCCUAUGUAUAUCGUGAUUUCUUGUUUAAGCUUCCCACACUGAGCUGGAUGUAUUUUCAUAUACUAACUACUGACCAACACUUUUUUGUGAAACUACUUGUGUAUCAGCAAUAUGCUGUGUAUAAUGUUUUAGGAUAUAGCUUUUUCUCUGAUUAAACAGCUAGAGUUUUUUUAAAUUUAUAUUUCCCCACAGUUUCUGUUGUAACGUGAUCAAUGGUUCACAUAAAACUGUAGCUGUUUAAGUUAACUGCAGUGCAAACGUAUUGUGAUUGAAGGUUAGAAUGAGAUAAAGUUUUAUUAUUUAUAAUUAAAGAUAUUCACAGUUUGGUUGUGCUGGUUUUGAAGUGCGUUUGUUGAAAAUGGGUGAAGAAUUGUUAUAGCAUCAGCCAUCAAUGUGCCAAAUAGGAAAAUAAGUGUAGUAAUUUAUGUACAGUUGACCUCUUAACAGAAUGAACAUCUUUGCUUGUACAUUGCUAAAAGGAGACAGGAAGUUAAAGCUUUUUGUCUCCUACUUAUCAGGAGUAGGAUGCAACAAACAGACUUGGGGAGAAAAGUGACACAAUUAUAUACAGCAUGAGAAGAGAAUGUUGAUCGAUUGUGCCACAAUUGGCACGGAGAUGCAGCAAGAACGGUUAACCGUAAAUCUUAAUUCUUAGACUAGGCACUGUAGAUUCUGAUUGGUCUGGGUGUUUGGAGAUGAAACAGAGAUUGGCUGUCUCCCAUGACCCCUUUUAUGAAAGAGGAGCAAUGUAUGUACAAAUUCCUUUUGCCUGCAUUGGUCUCCAGUGUAACUAGCCUGUGUAAGCCUCAGAAAAGUAUAUCUCCCAUUGAUGUUCUCACUGCAUCUCCAUGCUGUGAUGGCCUAACCCUUUUCUCAUUUGUAUUAAAAUGGUGUAUUUUUUUCCAAGUCUGUUUGUGUCCUAGUUCCAAUGAACGUGGUGAAUUUCUGACAAAAAGCUUCAAUUUCUUGUUUCCUUUAAGCAAUGUUUAAGUUCUGUACCGUCAAGCAAUUACCUGUGUUUUAUGGUUACUAAAUUUGUUAUAAUUUCAAAUUAAAAUGAAUUUAGACAAA